Messenger RNA from Myotis brandtii (Brandt's bat), 1224 nucleotides. RefSeq names its product coactosin-like F-actin binding protein 1 (gene COTL1). Bases 215 to 643 code for a protein of 142 amino acids. Gene Ontology annotation, molecular function: actin filament binding. The record is from RefSeq and is a predicted model, not a curated record. Gene Ontology annotation, biological process: regulation of actin filament polymerization. The transcript is spliced from 4 exons. Gene Ontology annotation, cellular component: cortical actin cytoskeleton; site of polarized growth; actin filament. NCBI's taxonomy places the organism in Eukaryota, Metazoa, Chordata, Mammalia, Chiroptera, Vespertilionidae.
GGCCUGAGUCCAGGCGCGCUCUCGGUUACUUUCGCACCCGCCGCGGCGCCGGGAGUUCGCAGCUCGCCACUCCGCGUUGCUAUCGCAGCCGCCGUCGCCCGCCGCCGUCUCCCGCCAGGUUUCUGCGCGCCGCAGCUUCGCUCCAAUCCCUGCACCCGGCCCGGGACGCGCUCGGUCUGUCUGGGCAGAGUGUCCCCCCUGCGGCUCCGCAGUGAUGGCCACCAAGAUUGACAAAGAGGCUUGCCGGGAGGCGUACAACCUGGUGCGCGACGACGGCUCGGCCGUCAUCUGGGUGACUUUUAAAUAUGAUGGCUCCACUAUCGUCCCCGGCGAGCAAGGAGCAGAAUAUCAGGACUUCAUCCAACAGUGCACAGAUGACAUCCGAUUGUUCGCCUUUGUACGCUUCACCACCGGAGACGCCAUGAGCAAGAGGUCCAAGUUCGCCCUCAUCACAUGGAUCGGCGAGAACGUCAGUGGGCUGCAGCGAGCCAAGACCGGCACAGACAAGACCCUGGUGAAGGAGGUCGUGCAGAAUUUCGCUAAAGAGUUUGUGAUCAGUGAUCGGAAGGAGCUGGAGGAAGAUUUCAUCAAGAGCGAGCUCAAGAAGGCCGGGGGAGCCAAUUAUGACGCCCAGACGGAGUAAUCCAGCCCUCCCCCUGCCCCUUGCCAAAGUCAUUUGCCUGCUCUCCAGGGGAGGGGACCGUGGCCUCUGCUACCAGCCCACCAGCCCACCAGGGAGAGGAGACGCAAUGAGAGGCAACACCCGCCACCCUGUCUGCAACCCACUCCCCUUCCCUGCUUCCCUCAUGAGUCCUGCUAUGUCCUCUCUCGCAAAGCUCAUGGAACAUCUUUCUUUUCUCUUCUUUUCUCUCAUCCCUCUCUUUCUUGUUCUGAAGAAAAUCAUUGUGAUGCCAAGAUCAUGCACAUCAUCAGAUCUGAGGCACCUCCUGUGGUGACCCCUUUCUCUUAGCCUGCCUGGCCUCCUCCGCCACCACCUCAUGUUGCUUCUGGGCCAGUGCUGCCACCCCGGUUUUCCUUGGCUGGCCCGCCUGCUUCCCGCUGAGGAGGCAGCUGUGCCCGAGCCACAUCAUCCACGCGGCCUUCAUCAGCACACGCACCCACCCACGUGUCAGGCUCAGACCUCAGUGUGCUCCCGGGCCCGCCCCCACCUCAUUCAGAGUUGCCUAAGCCACAGAGAUGGGGCUUGGCGGUGCAAAGCCCAGG